AUGCCCCCGCUUCCCCCCACCACGCAGACCCUAACAACACGUCUUACUGCCCUAUCCGACUCGAAUAAGGCCGUUCAGCAACUCAUUCACCGCCUUGCCAAAUUAGAUUUUCAGCCCGGAAGCCAACCACUAAACGCUGACGAGGGCGACGUCCGAUUGGAACUCAGUGCUGAGAUACAUGAGAGUUUGAAGGCAAUUGAGGAGGAACUUGAGCUUCUAAACCAGGAAGUCGAAGACCUUGUCGGCGCGGGAAGUUCUGGCAGGCGAAGGGACAGCGUGAGGGAAGGGGAGAGAAGCAGACUUGCCGUACUACUAGCGAGGUUGACAGAGGACUUGAGAUCUUCUCGAUCACAAUACCGCAAGGCGCAAUUGACCGCCAAACACAACGCCGACCGCGCGAAACUCAAAGAACGCGAACUCCUCUUUUCAAAUCUCCAAGCCGGCGCCGGCUCAUCGACUCCCUCCUCCACCCACCGCCGGCGUGGCAACGGCCUGAACGAAUCCGAAGUUGUCACGCAAGCCUCCUCGGACGUGACAGCUGCCCUCCGACGCACGCACCAGUUGAUGCAAAGCGAGCUCUCACGCUCACGCUUCGCCCAAGAAACCCUCGAAGAAUCCACAGCUGCGCUCGCCGACCUUGGAGAGAAAUAUUCUGACCUGAACUCCCUUCUCGCGAAUAGCAAGACGCUUGUCACGACUCUGCUCAAGAGCCAGAAAAGCGACACGUGGUAUCUUGAAACCACAUUCUACAUCCUCAUCACCACACUCAUCUGGCUCAUCUUCAGAAGGUGGUUCUACGGCCCAAUCUCCUGGUUCAUCCUCUGGCCGCUGAAGAUCCUCUUCCGGGUCGUCUUUGCGUUUGUCCCUGCUUCAGCCGCGACUUCGAGCGUUGCUGCAAGUCCUACGAGUCUCAUCGUUAAACCGAGCGCAACGGGAGGCAUACCCCCGCGCCAGCCCGGACAACAGGCGAACUACGUACGCGUGGGCGGCGGUGGAAGAGGGUACCCGGGAAACCCCCAAGAUCCAAGUCCCCCCGAGUCACUAUCACACAGCGUAGGCAACAUGGCGGAGAAAUCGCAGAACCAGCAGAACGCGGAGGAGGAAGUACCAGACCACCCGCAGCUCAGGCGGAAAAACCACCAAGAAGACGACGGUCCGGUUGUGAGGGGCGACGGCACGGUACUCCAGGAGCGCGCCGACCGGCCGCGCAACCCGAAGAAGAAGAUGUGGGAGGAGGACGUGGAGAGCGCGAAGUUUGAGCAGCAGCAGAAGGAGGCGGAGAGGGAGAUUCUGGGGAGCAGAAGGCGGCGGAGGGGGAGGCGGGGAUAA
Didymosphaeria variabile is the source of this 1329-nucleotide messenger RNA. It is a transcript of the gene SEC20, whose product is annotated as Protein transport protein sec20. The coding region runs from base 1 to 1329 and encodes 442 amino acids. Gene Ontology annotation, molecular function: SNAP receptor activity. Gene Ontology annotation, cellular component: endoplasmic reticulum; SNARE complex. The record is from RefSeq and is a predicted model, not a curated record. Gene Ontology annotation, biological process: retrograde vesicle-mediated transport, Golgi to endoplasmic reticulum. Lineage: Eukaryota; Fungi; Ascomycota; Dothideomycetes; Pleosporales; Didymosphaeriaceae. The transcript is spliced from 2 exons.